GAGAUCUGAUGGUUUCAUAAGGGGAAACCCAUUUCACUUGCUCUCAUUCUCUCUCUCUUCUCUUGUCUACCGCCAUGUGAGACGUGUCUUUCACCUUCUGCCAUGAUUGUGAGGCCUCCCCAGCCACAUGGAACUGCGGGACUCCCAUACCCUGGGAACACCACAAGCCGUUCCUGAAGGCAAACAGAAGACUCAGAGACAGAACAGCAGAGCCUGAGCCAUAAAGUAGAGGGAAACAUUUCCCAGCCACCUCCUGUUUCCAACACUGCUGGCCCCGGAUCCAGAGUGUCAGCCGUGACCCUUAUGAUGGAUGAGAAGAGGUAUCAUGCCUUUUCCACCCCUACACCUGGAAGGAAGGUUCUGCAGAGAGUUCAUGAGAGACGAUAUGUGGAAUGUAAUCAGAGCAUACCUCUUAAUACUUAAGAGCCUUUGCAGGGAGAUCUCUCUUCCCAUCUCCUUCCUGGAAGACAGAAGCCUUGUGCGAGCCCCUUGUGUGAUAUCACCCCAGCUAGGGCCACCGGACGUUGGUCCUCAGCAGGGAGACUUUGGGUCCUCCACCAGGACCCAGGGCUGACCUGCAUGGCCAGGCCCCAUGGCCUGGGUAGAACCUUGUUUCUGCUCCAGAAUUCAUCUGUGUUCCCCAGUGCUCCCGGGGCCCUUGCACAGACCUCUGCGGCUCCAAAGGCUUCCUGCUGUAAUACUCUGUGCACACAGCUGAAUCCCUGACUCCACUCUGCUGAGAAGGAAAAAACGAUCAACAAACCUUCAUUUAAGAAAAAGCACAGCGUUCUCAUGGGAACCAAGAAGACAAGCCCUUAAUGCAAAGUGUAUUCAGAGAGAAGAAAACAAGAAAAGCAGAGACGAUUGGAUUACAGCAGUUGCUCUUAUAACUCCUCUCCGCCCACCCCCUCGAUGAGAAGCUGGUUUGAAGGACUGAGUAUCAAAUCCCUACUGAGCUCUGAGGUUCCAGGCAGCGUAGAAAACAAUGCCUGCCUCUUGCCAGGCAUCCUCAUGGAAGUGACAUCAUCUUUAAACCUGUGUGGCAAUCCCUGACGCACCACCGUGAUGCCCAGGGAAGACAGGAUGACCUGGAAACCCAACUACUUCCUUAAGAUCAUCCAGCUAUUGGAUGAUUAUCUGAAAUGUUUCAUCGUGGGAGCAGACAAUGUGAGCUCCAAGCAGAUGCAGCAGAUCCGCAUGUCCCUCUGCAGGAAGGCCGUGGUGCUGAUGGGCAAGAACGCCAUGACGCGCAAGGCCAUCCGAGGGCACCUGGAAAACAGCCCAGCUCUGGAGAAACUGCUGCCUCGCAUCCGGGGGAAUGUGGGCUUUGUGUUCACCAAGGAGGACCUCACUGAGAUCAGGGACCUGCUGCUGGCCAAUAAGGUGCCAGCUGCCACCCGUGCUGGUGCCAUUACCCCAUGUGAAGUCACUGUGCCAGCCCAGAAUACUGGUCUGGACCCUGAGAAGACCUUCUUUUUCCAGGCUUUAGGUAUCAUCACUAAAAUCUCCAGGGGCGCCAUUGAAAUCCUGAGUGAUGCGCAGCUGAUCAAGACGGGAGACAAAGUGGGAGCCAGUGAAGCCACGCUGCUGACCAUGCUCAACAUCUCCCCCUUCUCCUCUGGGCUGGUCAUCCAGCAGGUGUUCGACAACGGCAGCAUCUACAACCCUGAAGUGCUUGACAUCACAGAGGAAACUCUGUAUUCUCGCUUCCUGGAGGGUGUCCGCAAUGUUGCCAGUGUCUGUCCGCAGAUCCACUACCCAACUGUUGCAUCAGUGCCCCAUUCUAUCAUCGACGGGUACAAACGAGUCCUGGCCUUGUCUGUGGAGACUGAUGACACCUUCCUGCUUGCUGAAAAGGUCAAGGCCUUCUUGGCUGAUCCAUCUGCCUUUGUGGCUGCAGCCCCUGUGGCCGCUGCCACCACAGCUGCUCCUGCUGCUGCUGCUGCAGCCCCAGCUAAGGAUGAAGCCAAGGAAGAGUCGGAGGGAGGAGUCAGACGAGGAUAUGGGAUUGGGUCUCUUUGACUAAUCACCAAAAAGCAACCAACUUAGCCAGCUUUAUUUGCAAAACAAGGAAAUAAAGGCUUACUUCUUUAAAAAAAAAAAAGAAAAGAAAAAAAGAAGAAAGAAAGAAAGAAACAAAGAAAGAAAGAAAGAGAAAGAAAGAAAGAAAAGAAAAAAAAAUAAAACAACACUUGCUCCCACGGUUGUGACAGUGGGGUUUAAAGAAAACGAGCAGGCGCCGGGCGCGGUGGCUCACGCCUGUAAUCCCAGCACUUUGGGAGGCUGAGGCGGGCGGACCACGAGGUCAGGAGAUUGAGACCAUCCUGGCUAGCACUGUGAAACCCCAUCUGUACUAAAAAUACAAAAAAUUAGCCGGGCGUGGUGGCAAGCAUCUG
Messenger RNA from Pan troglodytes (chimpanzee), 2396 nucleotides. RefSeq names its product large ribosomal subunit protein uL10-like. Gene Ontology annotation, biological process: cytoplasmic translation; ribosome biogenesis; ribosomal large subunit assembly. The transcript is spliced from 7 exons. Gene Ontology annotation, molecular function: structural constituent of ribosome; large ribosomal subunit rRNA binding. The coding region runs from base 1066 to 2022 and encodes 318 amino acids. NCBI's taxonomy places the organism in Eukaryota, Metazoa, Chordata, Mammalia, Primates, Hominidae. Gene Ontology annotation, cellular component: cytosolic large ribosomal subunit. The record is from RefSeq and is a predicted model, not a curated record.